Beta vulgaris subsp. vulgaris (sugar beet) is the source of this 4837-nucleotide messenger RNA. Its product is annotated as SWI/SNF complex component SNF12 homolog. The record is from RefSeq and is a predicted model, not a curated record. The coding region runs from base 283 to 1638 and encodes 451 amino acids. The transcript has 3 exons. Gene Ontology annotation, biological process: regulation of transcription by RNA polymerase II. Gene Ontology annotation, cellular component: nucleus; SWI/SNF complex. Lineage: Eukaryota; Viridiplantae; Streptophyta; Magnoliopsida; Caryophyllales; Amaranthaceae.
CUAUUAACCCUCGAUUACAAUUUUAUUCUCUUUAUAGAUAUAGAUUCACCCAUUCCCAUCCAGCUCUCCUUCCUAAAACCACAAGUUCGUAUUUCCGCCAUCAAAUUCGAAUAGUUCAAGGAACAAUUUCGAGGAAAUUCCAAACAUUCCGCGCAAAUUCAUCCCACUAAACCUCUCUUGCACACACACACCACUAAUCUUGAUCUCUGCAACCAAAACCAAAAGCCCAAUUUAUCUAACAAACAAAUCAACAAACAGUUGGUGUGCCUCACAAAUUUCACCAUGUCUGAAACUCAACCUCCAUCAAUGGUUCAGCCCACACAACCCCGUCCCUCAACCCAAACAACUACCCCCACUCCCCGUGCGCCAUCUCCGGCGGGUGGCUCAAACACCAAGAAAGGUCACGGCAAACACCCUAAUAAGCCGCAAAGCUCUUCCGGCACGGGCGGGGGCACGCCUUUCAAGACAAUGGAGCUAGCCCCGGCGUCUCGGCGGAAGAAAAGGAAGACUUCUGAGAAGAAAUUGCCCGAAAAAGUGGCUGCCCUUUCGCCGGAAAGUGCACUUUAUACUCAGUUAGUGGAAUUGGAAGCCAAGGUUGAUUCUGCACUUGGUAGGAAGAAAACUGAAAUUGAGGAGUCUGUUAAAAAGCCUUGUUCUGUUCAGAAAACUCUUAGAAUUUAUGUGUUCAAUACAUUUGCUAAUCAAUUAGAUGAAAAUGGUGAUGCACCCACUUGGACGCUUAAGAUAACUGGUACUGUGUUAGAUGAUGGGGUUGAUUCUAAUAGGUGUAUUUCGAACCCGAAAUUCUCGUCGUUUUUUAAGAAAAUUACAAUUUAUUUGGAUCAAACACUUUAUCCUGAUAACCAUGUGAUUUUGUGGGAGAAUUCGCGUUCUCCAGUUCUUCAUGAAGGGUUUGAGGUGAAAAGGAAAGGGGAUAAGGAAUUUACUGCUAUUAUAAGGCUUGAAAUGAAUUAUGUUCCUGAGAAGUUUAAGUUAUCAGCUGCUCUAACUCAAGCUCUUGGAAUUGAGGUCGAAUCGCGUGCUAGGAUUAUGACUGCAUUGUGGCAUUAUGUCAAGGUUAAGAAGUUGCAAGACCCUAAUGAUCCAGCUGUGUUUACAUGUGAUUCAACUCUAAGGAAAGUAUUUGGAGAAGAGAAGGUUAAGUUUGCUGUGGCUUCACAGAAGCUCACACAACAUUUGUCACCUUUGCAACCUAUACAUUUGGAGCAUAAGAUUAAGCUUUCGGGGAAUAAUCCUAGUGGAAAUAUUUGUUAUGAUGUGUUAGUUGAUGUUCCCUUUCCUUUAGAGAAAGAUAUGUCUGGUUUCUUGGAGAAGAUGGAGAAAUGUAGAGAAAUAGAUGAUUAUGACAGUUCUAUUGUUGCUGCUAUAAAGAAGAUCAAUGAGCAUCAUCAAAGACGAGCAUUUUUCCUCGGAUUUAGUAAGUCACCUGCCGAGUUUAUUAACACACUGAUUGCUUCUCAAGAUAGAGAUUUGAAGGUCAUUGCUGGUGAUGCUAUUCGUAAUGUCGAGAAAGAGCAUCGAAGUCAAUUUUACAACCAACCUUGGGUUGAAGAUGCUGUGAUGCGUUAUUUGAAUCGCAAAUCUGGUGCUGGAGGUGAUGCUGCAGGGACUACAUGAUUUAGAUUGCCUGAAGUCAUUGAUAUCUAAAUAGGUUUACGGAAAUGACGUAGAGUGAGACCCAAGGGAGGGCAUCACAUUAGGCUUGGAUUGGUGUGAGUGACUACGCGUCUACGCCAUUCAGUACACUUUCUCCGUCCACUAGAAGUCUUUAGGCGGGGAGUGAAGAGUCACUUAUCCCACAGGGAAGAAUAGGAGUGUUCACACUUAGUACUAAGUGCGAGCACUUUAGUGUUGUUUGAAGUGAUGUCACUAUGAAUUGUGCUAGAGGUGGCCAACCAGCACACCCAAGCUGAAUGCGUAUUCUUUUACGUUACCCAGUUUGUUCUUGUAAAUGAUUAAAUUUUUGUAACUGUUUGCAAUUUUAACCUGAUACUUCUGCUCCCUAUCACUUAUUCAGUUACAACUUUUUCUGGAAUGCUGAAAGCUUUUUGGAAUGCUGAAAGUUUUAAAAAGGAUUCGUUCUUUUGAUUUCCUGCAUCGAGGUUUUUAAUACACCUUCCAAAAAAUCUGGUUGUCUGUGAAUUUCUUUGUCGUCCUAUCGAGUGCAAAAUUGUGGUGUUCAAUCUUGGGAAGCAGCGCUUAACAACUGAUUGCACCCAUAAUAAGAGCAAAUUGCUUAUGGGACAGGUUUUUAACACGUCAUACUCAUCCAACUUUAUAAAAUUAGUUGGCGUAGAUUCUAAAUACCAACAUUCUUUUCGCAAUACUUUCCAACAAAAUGAAUCACGCUUCUCCAAUAAAUGUGCUUUCAAAUAAACCUUUGGUAUUAAAACUAUACUCCCUCUGUUUCAUUUUAAUUGUUGCACUUUGACAUUUUACAUUAUUCACAAAUUGCACUUUGACCCUCGUUUGUGAUUUAUACGUGAAUAAAAAUAUAGUCAUGUUGAAUCUUGUUAGAUUCGUCUUAGUAUGUAUUUUAUUAAUAUGUACUUUUUAUAAUUUUUUACAAAUACAAAAACUAAAGAUAUAUAUCGUCAAAAUUUUGCAUUGGCAUGCGUGAAAAGUGUAAAUAUGUAGAUUAAAAUGAAACGAAGGGAAUAUAAUACACCUCUUUCGUUUCUAUAUAAGUGUUGCAGUUAGCAGAUUGAUACUAUUUAUCAACCAAUUUUGACUUCAGUUUCUCGCUAUUAUAUAAAGAGUAACAUAAACUAUCAGAAAAAUAUUAUAAAGAAAACAUUAUCAAGUGGUAUUUUAUUAGAUUCAACCUUUCAAAAUAUAAACUUUUUAUAAUUUUUUAUUUGUAUAUAAUUAAAGAUAUUAAUGAUCAAACGUAUUGAAAGAUGUGAAUUAGUGAAUGUAACAUUUAUUUAGAAAUAAAGAAAGUAUUACUAUAUUGUCAAAGUACAAACCAAAUACAAACAAAAUUAUAAAGGCAAGAAAAGAAACCCCAUGUAAGACUUCUUAGCCCCAAAGAAAAGAUUAUUCCAAUGAGAUUUACCCAAUUUCACACAGGGUAAAUCCUUGACCUUUCCUCUCCUGCUAAGGCUACAUAAUCUCAAUGAAUUUAUAACUGAACAUGGGGGAAUUUUUUAAUUGAUUACAUACAAAGUUGUCCUGGAAAAAGAAGCAGCUGAAUUAUCGUUAUGCAAGGCUAAGCAUCCUUGAACAGUGCUUCUCCGCACUCUACAAGACAACCCAUAAAGAACCACAUACAAAAAUACAUAAUACACUUGUCCUCCCCCCCCAAGUGACUAACAUAUUUUUAUUUACUUGAUGUGAACUCUUUCUCUACAUCAUUUCUUUUUCUUGCAAGUUUCCAUGUAUAUAGCACGGACAUGGUUGUGUCUCCGAAAAAAAGGAAACUACAUAUCAUAUUCACUUUUUUAGUUUCAUUAGUACAAAAAUGGCCGAGGUUUUGAAAACGAAAACGAUUCAGAAUCGAGAGAGUCUCAAUUCUUUAAAGGUUUUCGGACUUGAUAGAUUACUAAAUUAUGAAUUUAUGAUUUCCUUCACUCUUACUCUCAAACCACCACCCAUAUGAGCCGUUAAAAGAGGCACAAAUACGGGUGGUUCAUUACUUAGAAGCUCAAAAUCAAAGCGGUUCAUGAUAGAAGCCAUUACAUACUUCAUCUGAAGGAAUGCCAUUUCUUUCCCAAGGCAUACCCUAGGACCAGCUUGGAAAAUUGGGUAUUCAUAGGGAUUUACCAUCUUCAGUUUUCUUGUAUUAUAGUUAUUAGAUUGUUUAUCAACUUGACUUUCAAACCAACGAUCUGGAUUAAACUUUAAUCUGUCUUCACCCCAAAUAACCUCCAUUCUUCCCAUUCCAUAAGGAAAGUAUGUAACACGGUCCCCUUUCUUAAGUUUAGUCCCAUCUGGUAAAAUAUCAUCCUUUAAAGCAUGCUUUGAGUCCCACGCAACAGGAGGAUACAACCUCAUGGCCUCACAUAGGCAAGCAUGCAUAUAUUUCAUAUUCUUGACUAGCUCAUAACUUAGUGAGUCCGACCCUGAGUCAGGGUCGGACCCACUAGCCAACUCAGACAUGAUAUUAUCUCGAGUGGCGGGGUCUGCUAACCCUGAUAAUAAAAGCCAAAAAAGCCACGUCAUUGCAGCUGCAGUAGUGUCGCGGCCUGCCAUAAUAAAGCUGAUCACCAUGUCCCUUGCUAGCUCACCGUCGUAGCCAGCAGAAAGGAAGCGAGAGAGGAGGUCCUGAUUUUCAGUUUCAUUUGAAUUGGCAAUAGAGUUUUGCUUAGUAGAAAUGAUGGUUUUGACAAGACCAUGAAGUAUGUUGAUCGAUUGUUUGAGUUGGUGCUCAGAGCCAAUGUUAAGGGCUCGCUUUAGCUUCCAAAUGGCGUAGAUUGGGCUGGUGGCUCGUUUGGCGGAGAUUGCGGCAGCGUUCUCGAAUGCGGCAAUAAGUGGUGGGAUGGGAAUAGAGAGGUCUAGACAAUUGGGGUCUAUGCCUAAGGAGACUUUGCAGAUUGUAUCGUAGGUGAAUCUUUUUAGUACUUCCUGUAAAACAAUUGCCACAAAAAUGGAUGAAUUAGUUCAACUUAAAAUUUUGCAAUGAUUAAUUUGUUGUAAUAUUGGAAUUAUAGAGAGUUGAGACAAGAUAGAACAAAGUUGUAUAUAUUUGUUGUCACAUGCAUCAUGUGAUUUUUUAUUAUCUGAAAAGGAUGCAUCAUGAUUCAUGUGAUUUUUGCUUUCAGUUUUUCACCAAUCAAAUAAUUGAUCUUUGAAUAAGAGUAAGUUUGUGGGUGGG